Messenger RNA from Moneuplotes crassus, 502 nucleotides. Lineage: Eukaryota; Ciliophora; Spirotrichea; Euplotida; Euplotidae. The record is from the annotation of a GenBank genome assembly.
AUAAAAGAUGGGAGGUUUUAUGAAAUCAGGAAGAAUCUGCAUCCUUACCUCAGGAAGAUUUGCAGGAAAGAAAGCUAUCAUUGUCAGCCAGCACGAGACCAGAGCUAACAGAGCUUUCCCACAUGCCGUUGUUGCUGGUAUUGAAAGAUACCCAAAGAGAGUCACUAGAAGGAUGGGUAAAAAGAGAAUUGCCAGGAAAUCCCACAUCAAGCCAUUCGUAAAAGCAGUUAAUCUCUCUCACUUAUUGCCAACCAGAUACGUUGUUAAGGAUUUCGACUUGGACGGUAUUAAUGACGAAAUUUUGAAGGACAAAGAGCAAAAAGUCGAGGCCAAGAAAACUUUGAGAAAAGUUUUUGAGAAGAAAUAUCUGAACCCAACUUCUGCUGAAGACAAGGGCGAAAACACCAAGUUCUUCUUCAAGAAGCUCAGAUUCUAAUUUGGUGUUGUUAACCUCAAUAUUAAUAGCUAAAAGGUAGAUACUGUUAACAGGACUCCAUUUCCC